Messenger RNA from Moneuplotes crassus, 2027 nucleotides. Lineage: Eukaryota; Ciliophora; Spirotrichea; Euplotida; Euplotidae. The record is from the annotation of a GenBank genome assembly.
UUAGGAAUAGCUGUAAUGGAUAGAAGAGAGAAGGGGCAGGAAGUAGAGGGGGUGGAGAGGCAGGUGGUGGGAGAGAGGGUGGCAAAGCAGUUGGCUGAUAUCAACACUAUAAACUGGAUGAGGAAGAGGGCUGCUGGAAAAGCACAGAUUCAGUACCUAAACAACUCCUCACAACUAGAAGAGCACCAAGCUAUAGUAAGAGUGUUUGAGAAAUUUGAUGUUGACGGGGACGGGGUCCUCGAAGCCAAAGAAUUAAGAGGCAUGUUUGAGAAGAACAACAUAGAUAUCUCGAAGAAACAACUCAUGACUCUUUUUGCAAUCGUUGAUGAAGACAAAUCUGGAACACUGGAUAUCAACGAGUUCAAGGACUUUGCUCUCUCACAUGAAGCUAACAAGCACUUUAGAGAUAUGAUUAAUGAGCUCAGGCACCGAGAGACUUAUAAGCAUAUAGAAAACAGAGCCAGAUUUCUCCCAUUCAACUUUUCGACCCUUUUAAAUUUUCUAUCAGAUGAAGCUAGGAAGGAAAAUCUCAGAGAUCAGAUAGACCCGAAGGAUAACAUGAAAGCGCAGGAGAAGAACUAUUCAGCUAUUGAAGUACAGGAAGACCUCAAACGCUUCGUCGAACUGUUCAAAUCAGAGUAUAACAACCAAACUGCAAAAGCAAGUGACCCUCUUGGCAGACAGAUUAAUACUGCUCUAGAGCUACGCCGUUCGAAGGAGAAACUUGAAGAGGAGAUCUUUAAAGAUCCACUCAAGAUGGACAAGAACUCAAAAUCACAAGUCAGCGGUUUGGACAUUGCCAAGCUGAAGGUUUCUGCCAUGCGGAGGUCUACUAUCCGGAAGCGUGAUAAUUCAUUUAAAAUGGAUAAAGCCGGAAACCGCAAAACCCAAAGAUUUAUAAAAGAUAUCAACGAACUUGACAUUUCAAAAUUCGAAGACCAGAGUGACACUGAAUACUCACUCAGUGUAGAAAUUGAAAGAAAAGGCAAAGGUAUCAGUAAGGGAUACGAAAUGAACAACAUAAAUUCAAAAACUCAGAAGAAAGUACACAAUAUCAUCAAGCAAGCUAUUCAAAAUUGAGAGACGAUUUCUAAAAAUAGGAUUAAGAACGCUAAACGGCAACCAAAGGUCAGUGAUCUGUACUCCAGUGAAAAAUAUGGCACUUCAGAGUCCUUAUACUCUCAAAGAAACUUGAAACAAUCUCCAAAUGAUUCUAAAGCUCAUCGCUUGGUUAUUAAGAAUAAGCCAAGACUCAGGAAGAUAUUUUAUAAAAAGAGAAAGAAUAAGCCCCAAUUGAGGCUGAAGAGUCCAACUGAUCUGAACCGUAUGAGUCCUUCAUAUAGCACGAAAAGUGAAUUUUAUAACAGUCAGACGCCAAAUGUGAUGAAUUUCCCCAAGUUUUCACCUCAGUGCCAAGGAAAGGACUGAGACAAACAGAUUUGGUCCCAGAUGCAGAAGAACAGUGUGCAAAGUACUCAUGUAUCUCCUAUCCAGCAAAGAGAUAGCCGCCUACAGUCCACUUCAACAGUAGAGGUGACUAAUUUCAAGCCUUAUAGCAUGUAUAGUGCCCAAUCAGGGUCUUCAAUAAAGGAUAAGGGAGGGAGAUCUGCUCCAAAGAUCAGAACCACUGUUAGGACUCCGUAUCAGAUUUAUAAACUUUCAAAGAAUAAGAACAAAAAGAGACCUGUUUUCCAGAACAAGUUUAUACCCAGGAGCGCCGAGAAGCUCCAAGCAUCUCGGAAAUCAGCAAGUGUGGGUCAAUUCCAGUCCCCAAUGAAGGAUUAUGAGCUGGAUCCCAACCUGAAUUUGGAUAAAAUAGAGCAAGAGCCUUGGAAAAAGUUCAUCAAUAUUCUAGGUGAGAUAAAUCCUGAGCUGAAGGAAAAGACCUUGAUGAACUACAAGAAGCUCAAUCAUAUCAGAGCCAAUAUGACUGGGAGUGGCUUUAGAAGAAAUCUUAUGACUACGAACUCUGAGACUGUUGAUGCUAACAAGUUACAGUAAUUUAGAUUUGCCCAAAGUUCAAUGUG